CGAAGGAGUAUCAUUCAUACAUGCUCUAUGUGAAUGUAAGUACCACACAUCAGCUGUAAUCGCCGUGCGUCGCCAAUCUAGAGCCGGGCACAACAGUAGUACUGUACAAGUUAAUUUCCCCUUCCAUCUACUACUCUCUUUCGGAAGAGCACAUAAGAAGGCAAGAGCCAAGGAAUCGGAGGGAUCAGACCAAGAGAAGCCAUGGUGCAUCCAGUGGCGGAGGCCAACGAGCGGAGCCCCUUCGGCGAGCUCACCGCCGAGGAGUUCUACGCGCGUCACGGCGUCACGCACUCGUCCUCCACCUUCGUCAACCCGCGCGGGCUCCGCAUCUUCACCCAGCGCUGGGUGCCCAGCGGCGGCGCCCCGGUCCUCGGAGCCAUCGCCGUCGUCCACGGCUUCACCGGUGAGUCCGGCUGGAUGGUGCUCCUGACCGCCGUCCACUUUGCCAAGGCGGGCUUCGCCGUGGCCGCCGUGGACCACCAGGGCCACGGGUUCUCCGAGGGCCUCCAGGCCCACAUCCCGGACAUCGGCCCGGUCCUGGACGACUGCGAGGCGGCCUUCGCCCCCUUCCGCGCCGACUACCCUCCGCCGCUGCCCUGCUUCCUCUACGGCGAGUCCCUCGGCGGCGCCAUCGCGCUGCUGCUGCACCUUAGGGACAAGCAGCGUUGGCGCGACGGCGUGGUGCUCAACGGCGCCAUGUGCGGGGUGAGCCCCCGGUUCAUGCCGCCGUGGCCGCUGGAGCACCUGCUGUGGGUGGCGGCGGCGGUGGCCCCGACGUGGCAGGUGGCCUUCACCAGGGGCAACAUCCCGGGCCGGUCCUUCAAGGUGGAGUGGAAGCGCGCGCUGGCCAUGGCGAGCCCCCGGCGCACCACGGCGCCGCCCCGCGCCGCCACGGCGCUGGAGCUGCUCCGGAUGUGCAGGGAGCUGCAGGCGCGGUUCGAGGAGGUGGAGGCGCCGCUGCUGGCGGUGCACGGCGGCGAGGACACGGUGUGCGACCCGGGGUGCGUGGAGGAGCUGCACAGCCGCGCCGGGAGCAAGGACAAGACGCUGCGCGUGUACCCCGGGAUGUGGCACCAGAUCAUCGGCGAGCCGGAGGAGAACGUGGAGAAGGUGUUCGGCGACGUCGUCGACUGGCUCAAGGCCCGCGCCACGGCCGCCGGAGCCGGCGCCGGGCUGCAGUAAGAAGUUGUUGGGUCACGCGUUCCGCGUGAGUCGUGUCAGGUAAGUAUAUUCAGGUACAUGUGCCCGUGAUAUCCGGUGAGAUCGUGUGUGUGUGUGUGUGUGUGGCCCGUGGCGGAUUCUUGUACGAGCGCAAUAAGAACAUGUGGACGCGACUUGUUUGAUGGAAUGUGAUCUGGUCCUGGUGUGUAUCCUCCGGACAAUCCUCGUCCCUGCAACUGGCCAUGGCUUCUCUUCUCAUGAAUGUUGAAUGGUCAUGGGUAUUCAUUGUAGCCAUGGUUGGUCAGUUGGGUGGAUAGUGGGGCUGCUUUUAUCUCCGUGUUAAUUCCUAUCUGCCAUCUUCUGAAUUGCGGUUUCAAUUUCUA
This is a messenger RNA of Brachypodium distachyon (stiff brome), 1544 nucleotides long. RefSeq names its product caffeoylshikimate esterase. Lineage: Eukaryota; Viridiplantae; Streptophyta; Magnoliopsida; Poales; Poaceae. The record is from RefSeq and is a predicted model, not a curated record. The coding region runs from base 202 to 1182 and encodes 326 amino acids. Gene Ontology annotation, molecular function: lipase activity. The transcript has a single exon. Gene Ontology annotation, cellular component: membrane.